Messenger RNA from Trichechus manatus latirostris (Florida manatee), 2088 nucleotides. It is a transcript of the gene PRIMPOL, whose product is annotated as primase and DNA directed polymerase. Gene Ontology annotation, cellular component: nucleus; mitochondrial matrix. Gene Ontology annotation, biological process: response to UV; replication fork processing; DNA replication, synthesis of primer. The record is from RefSeq and is a predicted model, not a curated record. The transcript is spliced from 13 exons. NCBI's taxonomy places the organism in Eukaryota, Metazoa, Chordata, Mammalia, Sirenia, Trichechidae. Gene Ontology annotation, molecular function: chromatin binding; DNA-directed DNA polymerase activity. Bases 200 to 1846 code for a protein of 548 amino acids.
CCACAGCGCGAGUUUGUGGUGAUAAACUGGAGACGUGGAGGCCGCGCCGGGCCCAAGUUGCACCGAGAAAGGAGACACCUCCUGGUCUGAUACCCAGUCUGACAUCCGGGAUGAAAAGGAGCAGGCCAGCACCGGGAUUGCAGUGAUUGAUAGAAAUCUUAAAUGGGAGAGGAUUGAUUCUUCCCAUGCUUCUGAACCAAUGAAGAGAAAAUGGGAAGCAAAACUGAAGCAAAUUGAAGAACGAGCUUCCCAAUAUGAGAGGAAACCUUUGUCCUCAGUGUAUAGACCAAGGUUAUCCAAACCAGAAGAACCACCUUCUAUUUGGAAACUGUUUUAUCGACAAGCUGAAGCUUUUAAUUUUGUUAAAAGCUGUAAAGAGGAUAUUCAUGUAUUUGCUUUGGAAUGCAAAGUGGGAGAUGGACAACGUAUUUACCUCGUAACAACCUAUGCUCAGCUUUGGUUUUACUAUAAAUCCCGGAAAAAUCUCUUGCACUGCUAUGAAGUUAUUCCUGAAAAUUCUGUGUGCAAGCUUUAUUUUGAUUUGGAAUUCAACAAACUUGCCAAUCCAAGAGCUGAUGGGAAAAAGAUGGUUGCAUUACUCAUUGAGCAUGUUUGUAAAGCACUUCGAGAAUUAUACAAUGUUAAUUGUUCAGCUGAAGAUGUUUUCAAUUUGGAUUCUAGCACCGAUGAAAAAUUUAGCCGCCAUUUAAUAUUUCAACUCCAUGAUGUGGCAUUUAAAGAUAACAUUCAUGUUGGUAAUUUUGUGAGAAAAAUUUUGCAGCCUGCACUUAAAUUAAUUGCCAGUGAAGAUGAUGAUAAGACUCCAGAGACAACAGGCUGUCGAUUUUCCCAUUUUUCUGAAGCAUCAAUACAACAAGGAACUUCCUUUAACACAAUGUCCAUGGAAAAGGAUACAAGAGAGAGUUGGACAUUGAAUUCAGAGAAACUAAAGAGGCUGGGGUCCGCUAAGCAAAGCAGUCCUGAUCUUUCAUUUUUAGUUGUGAAGAAUAACAUAGGAGAAAAGCAUCUUUUUGUAGAUCUAGGAGUUUAUACAAGAAAUAGAAACUUUCGGCUGUAUAAAUCAUCGAAAAUAGGAAAGCACGUGGCUUUGGAGGUUGCUGAAGAUAACAAAUUUUUUCCUAUGCAAUCAAAGAAUAUUUCUGAAGAAAAUCAUUAUUUCCUCUCUUCUUUGGUCAGCAAUGUCAGAUUCUCAGAUACUUUACAAAUUCUUACAUGUGACACAUCUCAGAAUAAACAAAAACAAGUUGAAUAUUUUAACCAUAGCAACACUUCAGUAGAAACAAUUGAAGGUUUUCAGUGUUCACCCUACCCUGAAAUUGAUCGUUUUGUUCUUUCUUUGGUGAAUAAAAAUGGCAUUAAAGGAGGAAUUCGGCGUUGGAACUACUUUUUUCCCGAAGAAUUAUUGGUUUAUGACAUUUGUAGAUAUCGCUGGUGCGAAAACAUUGGAAGAGCUCACAAGAGUAAUAAUAUCAUGAUCCUGGUUGAUCUGAAAAAUGACGUUUGGUAUCAAAAAUGCCAUGACCCUGUGUGUAAAGCAGAAAACUUCAAAUCUGACUGUUUCCCGUUACCUCCUGAAGUAUGUCUUCUGAGGCUUUUCAAAGAUGAAGAGGAAUUUACAAGAGAAGAUGAAACAGUUGAAACAAAGAACAAUGAAACCAAGAAUCCUCAUAAACCAUCAUCUAUUAAGUUGUCAAAAGGAGUACCUUCCAAUGAUGACUGGGAUAAUGGCACUGAUGAUGCUUAUUUUUUAGAAGCUAUUGAAGAUGCUGAGUUGGCUGAAGCUGCAGAGAAUAGUCUUCUCAGUUACAGUAGUAUAAGUGGAUGAAAUUCCUGAUGAAUUAAUUUUGGAAAUAUUACAAGAGUAGCUAAUUAACUAUGGAGACUUAUGUUUAUAACCAGGCUUUAAUUUGCCUGAAGAUUAAAUAUUAGAUUUGAUAACAUAAACAUAUUAUUUUAACUUAAAGCUAUUUAUAUCAACUAAGUUUUAUCAUUUUGCUUUUUGACUAUUGUUUUUUACUUAAGUAAACCCAUUUUAUUAAAAAUCAGCUUUGGUGUACUUAAAUUUAG